Messenger RNA from Coccomyxa subellipsoidea C-169, 1380 nucleotides. RefSeq lists its product as hypothetical. Lineage: Eukaryota; Viridiplantae; Chlorophyta; Trebouxiophyceae; Coccomyxaceae. The record is from RefSeq and is a predicted model, not a curated record. Bases 1 to 1380 code for a protein of 459 amino acids. The transcript has 11 exons.
AUGGCCGCAAAGAGCCCUUCAAAGGCUGAAGGUGUUUCAGAGGGACCGCGCGCGCCCAAGACAGCUUUGGAGAUGUCGGCAAUUUGGACCCUGGACUCCACUGGUGUGCAGCAGCGCAUGUUGGCUCCGUCCCAGGCCCUUGGCACACAGGCACAGCCCAAUAUGGCCCCUCCUCAGACUUACGAGCCUCAAUCCUUGUCGCCAAAAUUUCUCUUUCUGGUCCUGCGGAAAGCAAACCAAAAUGCAGUGGAUGUCAUCAGAAACCUGCUGCAGGCCUUGAAAUAUGGCACAGGCAUGAUGGAACUCGAAGCACAGGCAGAGCGCGCUAUUGCUCUAAUGGAAAAGGGAGUCGGCCGCCUCAAUCAGUUGGAGGCCUAUCAGAUUGGGGCGUCCAAGAUGCUGCAUAAAGUCCUGGCAGAAAUUGCGGACAAAGAGAGGGAGCUGGCAGGUGCAUACCAGGAGUUGGGCGUGCUGCAGGAAGACUUGCAGGACAGAUCCCAUGAGCUUGAGGGUACUGAGAUGAAAUUGGCAAGGUACGUGCAGCAGCUGAAGAAGUCCAAAAUGACAGCAGCGCGGCUGGAUGGGCGGCUCACCUUCCUGAUGAAGGCUUUUGAAAGCCAGAAUGCCUUCAGUAAGCAAAUCCCAAGCGCGCAACAGGCGCCAGCUGCCACAGAGCCUGCCGAUGAGGCCACCGAAGGUGUUUCAGAGGGACAGCGGGCGCCCAAGAUAACUCUGAAGAUGCCGGCCUCUUGCCUCCAGGACUCAUCUGGUGUGAAGCAGCGAUUUUUGGCUCCGAGCCAGUCCCUUGGCACACCAGCGCAGCCCAAUGCGGCCACUCCACCAACUUAUGAGCAUGAACCCUUGUCAUCAGAAUUUCUCUUCCAGGUCCUACAGAAAGCGAACCAGAACGCAAAGGAUGUCAUCAAAAACCUGCUGCAGGCCUUGAAGUACGGCACACGCACGGUGGAGCUUGGAUCACAGGCAGAUCGAGCUGUUGAGUUGCUGGAAAAGGGAGUCGACCGCCUGAAUCAGUUAGAGGCCUUUCAGAUUGAGACGUCCAAGAAGCUGGAUGAGGUCCUGGCAGAUCUUGGGGACAAAGAGGGCGAGCUGGCAGCUGUAUACCAGGAGUUGAGCAUUCUGCAGGAAGACCUGGAGGACAGAUCAAACGAACUUGAGGACUCUGAGGAGAAACUGGGAAGGUACCUGAGCCAGCUGAAGAAGACCAGACUGAGAGCUGCAAGGCUGGAUGGAGACUUCAUGUACCUGAUGCGCGAGUUCAAGAAACAGGACGCCUUCAGCAAAAAGAGCACAAUUGCGCAGCAGGCGCCGGCUGCUUCCAAGCCUGCAGAUGAGGCCACUGAUGGUAAUAAUCUAGUUUAA